AUGACCAGUAACGACCGGUUGGAGGUAUUUGAACUGCCGGCAGAGCCUGUGAUGCAACCGGCGGUCACUGGCAAAAGCAGUAUCAAUGUGAACGAUGACGGCCGCGUGAGUAUCAGCUGGGACUCAAACUUCGUGCGAGGAUUCUCCAAGUUGUACACUGGUCCGCUACGACCGCGCCCUGUCGUACCGCCGCCAGAGUACUCCGAGUUACCCACGCAAUUCGCCAGCGAUACAGUAGAAGAUUUCGGGCCUCCGCCGGACUAUUCAGAGACGGCCAUAAAGUCUACAAAAGUUUGGAGGGUCAAGCUGAAUAUUGUCAUCCAAGUAGUGGGAAGUCGAGGCGACGUGCAGCCAUUUAUUGCCAUUGGAAAAGAACUUCAGCAAUACGGACAUCGUGUGCGACUGGCCACACAUGAUAUAUUCGAAAAGUUUGUCAAGGACUCAGGUCUGGAGUUCUAUCCGAUUGGAGGCGACCCGGCGGAACUGAUGGCAUAUAUGGUCAAGAAUCCUGGUCUUGUUCCCGCUUUGGAGAGUCUGCGAGCAGGUGAAAUCCGGCGCAAGCGCAUCAUGAUCCGCGAGAUGUUACAUAAGUGCUGGUGGUCAUGCAUUGAGCCGGACCCGGUUACAGGGCGGCCUUUCGUGGCCGAUGCUAUCAUCGCCAACCCGCCCAGCUUUGCCCACGUCCACUGUGCCCAGGCACUGAGCAUCCCAGUACAUUUGAUUUUCACUAUGCCCUGGAGCAGUACGAAGGCUUUCCCGCACCCCCUGGCGAAUAUGAACAGCGACGAUAGAGAUAAAGGUUUCAAGAAUUAUGUCUCUUAUGGCUUGGUCAAUUGGCUGACAUGGCAAGGGGUGGGCGAUGUGAUCAACAACUGGCGAAGAGAGCUCGACUUGGAGGAAGUAGCUACGUUUGAAGGCCCUCAUCUGGCCGAAAUACUCCGGGUCCCAUUUACAUAUUGCUGGUCCACGGCUCUUGUUCCCAGGCCGUCAGAUUGGCCCGCUUAUAUCGACGUCUGCGGUUUUAUCUUUCGUGACUCUCCGCAAUACGAGCCGCCAGCUGAUCUACAGGUCUUCCUUGAAUCUGGUCCGCCACCGAUUUACAUUGGGUUCGGCAGCAUUGUGGUGGAAAACCCGGAAAGGAUCACUGCCACCAUCGUCGAUGCCGUAAAUGCAGUCGGCGCCCGGGCUAUUAUCUCCAGAGGCUGGUCCAACUUGGGCGGGGCACGCCAUGAGAACAUAUAUUACAUCGGGGACUGCCCACAUGAAUGGUUGUUCGAUCAUGUGGCGGCCGUUGUGCAUCACGGAGGGGCAGGCACCACAGCUUGCGGUUUGCGCAAAUCUAGGCCCACACUUAUUGUGCCCUUCUUCGGAGAUCAGCCGUUCUGGGGUGAUAUGGUUGCUGCAACGGGUGCUGGGCCUGCUCCAAUUCCACAUAAAGAGUUGACCGUUGAUGCGCUGACCGAAGGUAUCCGCUAUUGCCUCAGUGAGCGAGCAGCGACUGCUGCUUCGGCCAUUGCGGCUAAAAUGGAUUCAGAAGCGGGCGUCCGUGCUGCAGUCCGGUCAUUCCACCGGAACCUUCCCAGCGAACGCCUAGAGUGCGAUCUAUGUCCGGGUCAGCCCGCAGUGUGGGCUUUUUCGAAGAACGGUACAAAUAUGAAGCUUUCCAAGAUCGCCGCCGAAAUACUAGUCGCAGACGGAUUGAUUGACAAGAAGAGUCUUACCAUGCAUGCGAUUGCCCCAAUAUUGAUCGAAAAUCGCCGAUGGGAUCCUAUCACGGGGGGAGCGUCUGCCGUGAUGGGCACCGCCACCGACCUCUCUGCUUCUAUCUUAGGGACGUUUUACAAACCAGUCCAAGAGCUUCAAGAUUACCAUGAAAGCCGCAAAAACCGCCCCUCAAGUAGCAUGCCUAGCCGGACCACACAAAAAUUUGCAAGCGACCUAUCUGUUGAGAAUAUGUCGACAAACCAUGAGGAGUUGCCUAAUCGUGUUGGUGCUGCCAGUUCCAACUGCUCCACAAAGACCGCAGCUUCGACCUUAGCGACCCCGUCAGAUCACGGCAGAGGGCGACUUUUGGGUAGGAUGGCAGGUUCAUCUGCUAAGAGCCUGGGCGCCUUUGUUCCCACGGCUCUCAAGGGGAUGACAGUUGACAUCCCACUUGCUUUGACAGAGGGGCUACGCAACGCCCCUCGAUACUACGGUGAGAAGCCCCGGGAUCACGGUCCAGUCACCGACGUCAAGAGUGGUUUUACCGUUGCUGGGAAAGGAUUCGCAUGGGGGAUGGCGGAGGCAUUGUGUGACGUAGUCGUGAAGCCGUACCAAGGUAUGCGCGAGGAUGGUGCGAGAGGUGCAGUCACAGGACUAGGUAAAGGCAUGGCAAACAUGGCAUCUAAAGCCGGUUGUGCCAUGUUUGGUGUCUUAGCAUACCCAAGUGCUGGUAUCGCGAAAAGUUUACACACCUUGAUUCAUUCUCGGACGAGAAAGCAGAUCGCCACGGCCCGCCAUGGCGAGGGCAUGUGGCUACGGGAGAGCGACCAAUACCCUGGAACGGACAAGAUCGUUACCGGGUUUCAAGAGUUAUUAAAGCGAAAGAAAAACUGA
Aspergillus udagawae is the source of this 2598-nucleotide messenger RNA. RefSeq names its product glycosyltransferase. Bases 1 to 2598 code for a protein of 865 amino acids. Lineage: Eukaryota; Fungi; Ascomycota; Eurotiomycetes; Eurotiales; Aspergillaceae. The transcript is spliced from 6 exons. Gene Ontology annotation, molecular function: UDP-glycosyltransferase activity; hexosyltransferase activity. Gene Ontology annotation, biological process: carbohydrate metabolic process. The record is from RefSeq and is a predicted model, not a curated record.